Dicrocoelium dendriticum is the source of this 783-nucleotide messenger RNA. NCBI's taxonomy places the organism in Eukaryota, Metazoa, Platyhelminthes, Trematoda, Plagiorchiida, Dicrocoeliidae. The record is from the annotation of a GenBank genome assembly.
AUGCCUGCAAGAAGAAAGAGUACUGUCAGGAAAUCCGAGAUAAUUGAAUCCACUGAAGAGAGAACCUUUGUCAAUCCUUCAGCAGUUAGUCCACAUCUGUCCUGCCCUAUUUGUCAAGAGGUAUUUGUCAAUCCGCAAAGAGCCCCCUGUGGUCACACCUUCUGUAGAUCAUGUAUCCUCCCGUGGAUUAGCACCAAUCCGGUUUGUCCAGUCGAUCGGAAACCAACGCCUAAGGAUUCACUCUACCAUGAUUUCCUGAUUGAAAAUAUUAUCGGCGAUUACAUGGUUGCCUGUCCAUGGCGCCCGCUUGGUUGCGAUUUCGUCGGACCAUUGCACAUGCUGCAGUCUCACAAGAAGGCGUGUUUCAUGAACCCGGACUCUCUGCCUCCUGCCCUUCGAGCUCAUGCGACAGCCCAGCUGUCUUCUCAGCGGCACACCACUGGAAUAUGUGCAGCACCUUGUCAAAAGAAGUCACCUGAUACAGUUACCCUAAAUAGCAACAACACCAAUUCCGCGCUUGGCGUUGUUCACGGUGACGGUAAUUGUUCUGGUUCUGUUUCGCCGGCGGCGUCUACUUCGCAACCAUUGGAUGAUCAAGAGAGUGUGUUGCAUGCUAGCGACGAAGAGCACUUACCUCCUACCCCACCACCCAAUCUUUUACUUCGACUUUAUCACAACUCCGACCAAGACUCCCGUAAUUUAUUGUGCAAUUUUUUGGACAAUUCUCCCGUUGCAUCUGUAGCCGUUCCUGCGAACAAACGUCGCAGGAGGUAUCCCAGAUAA